GCUGACCAUCCUUCACCGCUGCUCCCACUCCCACCUACAUCGACUGAAAUCGUUCCUCAGACGGUAAAAUAACCUCGUACACAAUGUCCGCACAGCUUGCUGCGUUCAAGGUUCCUGCGACUGAGAAUGAGCCGAUGUACUCGUAUGCGCUGGGGUCACCAGAGCGGAAGGGUCUUGAGGCUGCUUUGACGGAGAUGCAGCAACAGCUGCCCUUCGAGGUUCCUUGUGUCAUUAACGGCAAACCCGUCAAAACAGGCAAGCUCGGGAAACAGCCUAUCCCCUCCGACCACGCCAAACACCUCUGCACUUACCACGAAGCUGACGAGGCGACCAUCGCGAGCGCUAUCGAAGGUGCGCUUGCUGCAAAGGAGGAAUGGGAGAGCAUGCCCUGGAAUGACAGGGCUGCGAUCUUCCUGAAGGCCGCGGACUUGAUCAGCAAGAAGUAUAGGUAUAAGCUGAUGGCGGCGACGAUAUUGGGUCAGGGAAAGAAUGCGUGGCAGGCGGAGAUCGAUGCGGCUGCUGAGAUGUGUGAUUUCUUCAGGUUUGGAGUGAAGUACGUGGAGGAGCUCUACUCGCAACAACCAUCCAAGAACGCCGCAGGAUGCUGGAACCGCGUUGAGUACCGACCACUCGAAGGUUUCGUCCUUGCAGUCACGCCUUUCAACUUUACUGCCAUUGGCGGUAACCUUUGCGGAGCCCCGGCUCUCGUCGGAAACGUCGUCGUAUGGAAGCCUUCGCCCGCCGCGACCUACGCGAACUACAUCACCCAUCAAAUCCUCCUGGAAGCAGGCAUCCCACCCGGUGUCAUCCAGUUCACUCCCGGCCCUCCCCCUGAGGUCGUCGCUCAAUGCAUUAACAACCCGAACUUCGCGGCAUUGCACUUCACCGGGAGCACAUUCGUGUUCAGGAAGCUGUGGAAGGACAUUGCGAGCAACCUGGACAAGUACAAGGGAUACCCGAGGAUCGUCGGCGAGACUGGGGGAAAGAACUUCCAUCUUAUUCACUCAUCGGCGGAGGUCAAGAACGCUGUCCUUCAGACCGUCCGUGGUGCUUUCGAGUAUCAAGGCCAGAAAUGCUCCGCUCUUUCGCGAGUCUACGUCGCGUCGUCGGUCUGGACCAGUGGCUUCAAGGAUCAGCUCCUCGAACAGGUUGCGAAGAUCAAGGUCGGUGCACCGACUGACUUCUCUAACUUCAUGGGGCCCGUCAUUGGCAGACCUGCAUUCGACAAGAUCACCUCGUACAUCAAGAAGGCGAAGGAUGCUGGUGGAGAGAUCCUCAUCGGUGGCUCGACCGACGACUCGACGGGAUACUUCGUCCAGCCUACUGUCAUUCUGACCAAGGAUCCUAAGUCGGUGACCAUGCAGGAGGAGAUCUUCGGCCCUGUGUUGACCAUCUACGUCUACGAGGAUGCGGACUAUGAGAAGACCAUCGAGCUGAUCAACACCACCUCCGAAUACGCUCUCACUGGUUCAAUCUUCUCAACCGAGCGCAAAGCCCUCCUCUUCGCCACCAACAAGCUCCGCAACGCAGCUGGCAACGUCUACUACAACGAAAAGUGUACGGGUGCCGUCGUCGGCCAGCAGCCGUUCGGUGGUGCGCGUGCGAGCGGGACGAACGAUAAGGCGGGGAGUAUCUCUAUUUUCUACAGGUUCGUCAGCGCGAGGAGUAUCAAGGAGAACUUCUUGCCGUUGGAGGACUUUGGGUAUCCUUCGAACUUGGUCUAAGUUUAUAUUUUGAAAUGGGUCGGCUUGAGGGAUUGGACCCUCGGUCUUGGACACACUGUUUUUGCUCUGUUUAUGUUAUGUAGCGAGGAGAGAAGCAACAAAUGAAUGUAGAAUGUAUUGUUUGUAGCCAUCACUUUCACCAUGC
This is a messenger RNA of Stereum hirsutum FP-91666 SS1, 1869 nucleotides long. Its product is annotated as delta-1-pyrroline-5-carboxylate dehydrogenase. The transcript is spliced from 12 exons. Gene Ontology annotation, molecular function: L-glutamate gamma-semialdehyde dehydrogenase (NAD+) activity. NCBI's taxonomy places the organism in Eukaryota, Fungi, Basidiomycota, Agaricomycetes, Russulales, Stereaceae. Gene Ontology annotation, cellular component: mitochondrial matrix. Bases 84 to 1724 code for a protein of 546 amino acids. The record is from RefSeq and is a predicted model, not a curated record.